AAUUAAUGUUGCAAUGUCCAAGUACUGUCCAGUACCGCGCGGCUCAAAAACAGUAUUUCACACGGACGAAGUCGCGGGGACAGUUAGUACAUAAUAAGUAGAGAGGACAUAUAAGCUGCGAGCUUGGAGUGUCAUUCUGGCCUGGCAAAGGAGAGGUGCAACGAUGGAUAUGUUAGUCCCAUUUCUUGUCGUUUGCGGAUUCAUCGAGUUUGGAUCAGCAAUAAUGUGUUACGAAUGUAACAGCGCGACAAACACAUUUUGCAGCGCUGCUGUUCUCCCGGAUAGCUUAAAGAGGAACUGUUCUGAGCACGACCGCGGCAUCACACACACCUUAUGCAGGAAGAUAGUGCAGCAAGUUGAACAUGCAGUCAAUGGCAAGUACCCAGAGCAUAGGGUUAUAAGAUCCUGUGGCUGGGAUGAAACCAAGUAUAAGGGUAUGUGCUACCAUCGUGCAGGGUAUGGAGGACGUCAGGAAGUGUGCUCGUGCUUCAGUGAUUUCUGCAACAACAGCCAUGCUUUGACCGCAUCCAGUCUUCUCAUCGCAACGCUGUUAGCUUACUCCGGUAUCGUCCUUGUGAGAUAAUUUAAUAUUAGAAUUUAUGACAAGUUC
This is a messenger RNA of Papilio xuthus (Asian swallowtail), 610 nucleotides long. RefSeq lists its product as uncharacterized. Gene Ontology annotation, biological process: sleep; positive regulation of voltage-gated potassium channel activity; regulation of synaptic transmission, cholinergic. The record is from RefSeq and is a predicted model, not a curated record. Lineage: Eukaryota; Metazoa; Arthropoda; Insecta; Lepidoptera; Papilionidae. The transcript is spliced from 3 exons. Bases 164 to 583 code for a protein of 139 amino acids.